AUGGAUUCCAAUUUGAUCAGAAGGCCGCUGGCCAAGAUAGUCACAAACAAAAAGCCAUGUCUGUCUGCAUUCAGCACUACAUCUCGACAGAAUCAAGAAUCCUACCGCCGCGCAAAGCAACGGGCAAACAUUCGGCCAAACUCCUCCUUUCUCGAGUCCGACGAUUCCCCUGCGAACAACCAUAUCAUAUUCAACCCACCCUCCGCUGCGCCAUCCGUGUUUAACACUCCCCUCAAGUUCCUACCAAAAGAAGACAAAAGGAGACAGCUGCUCGCCACAACACAAGCAAGACUUGCGCCAACAUCGACACGACUUCCACCUCCCGUUCAGAGACAAAAACAAGUACCACAUCACCACCUCAGCGAUGCCGAUAUCAAAGAAAUACAGCGGUUACGGAGAGACGAGGGUUCAGUAUGGACGAACAAGAAGCUAGCGAGGAAAUUCAAUUGCUCGACUAUGUUCGUUAGCAUUUGUGUGAGCCAGUGCGGAGGUGAUAAUCUGGCGUGGCAGGCAUCGGAGAAGGCAAGGCUGGAUAAGAUUAAAGCGGAUUGGGGACCGAGAAGGCUGAUGGCUCAUGAGGAUAAGCUGAAGAGGAUGGAGAUGGCGUUACGAGAUGCGUAG
Molecule: messenger RNA, 621 nt
Organism: Glarea lozoyensis ATCC 20868
Lineage: Eukaryota; Fungi; Ascomycota; Leotiomycetes; Helotiales; Helotiaceae
Exons: 1
Coding region: 1-621 (206 amino acids)
Cellular component (GO): mitochondrial large ribosomal subunit
Molecular function (GO): structural constituent of ribosome
Source: RefSeq, a predicted model, not a curated record